Messenger RNA from Penaeus vannamei (Pacific white shrimp), 619 nucleotides. RefSeq lists its product as uncharacterized. Lineage: Eukaryota; Metazoa; Arthropoda; Malacostraca; Decapoda; Penaeidae. The record is from RefSeq and is a predicted model, not a curated record.
UUUUCUCCUUCUUCCUGCCGCUGCUGUGGCUCGGCGCUGCAGGAAACCCCCACAUAAAAGGGCGGGCACCGAACAGAAUUCAAGUCACUCGCAAAGGAGAAUUCUUCCGGACAGCAUCUCGACUUACUCUUCCCGACGUAAAACAGGAGAGAGCGCCAUGCGGAAGGAGGGGCUCCCGGGCGCGCGUCCUUCGACCCUGGCGCUGGGACUGGUCCUGGCGGCGGCCGCGCUCUCGCUUGCGACACCUGGGGUGGACGCGCAAGCCAGCAGGAGGGCGAGGGAGGUUGGCUCUGAGGUUCCCUUGAGGUUCGCAGGAGGACGAGACGCCUCCCUUCCAAGCGUGGCCGCGAUCUCAGGCAGCCCCCUGAACCAGCCGGUCGCCCUCAACCGCAACAACCCCUUCGCCGCCGCCCCGCCCAUCGUCUUCGGCCCCAAGAUCCGACGUCGGCCCUGGAGGUUCUGGUUCUGACGCUGAAGGAGGUCUUGCUCAAAGUGACAGCACCCGCGUCUUAGAUCGCCCCCAGCCAUCAUCAUUUUUUUUUCUUUACUUGUCUGUUGUCUUUAGAUUAGAUUUAGUUUGUGUAAAGUAGAUAUGCAGAUAAAAAGGAAAGAAAAAAAA